AAGGAGAGAGUAGAGAGAAAAAGAGAUGGUUGAUUUUUCUGUGUUGCCUGAGGAUUGUGUAACAAAGGUGUUGUCGUUCACGACUCCUCGCGAUGUGUGCAGACUUACUCUGGUGGCCUCCACCGUCAUGUACACUGCUGAUUCCGACCCCGUUUGGGAGACAUUUCUGCCUGAGGACUAUCACGAUAUUGUUUCUCAAUUUCAACUGGUUUUCUCGUCAAAGAAAGAGCUCUAUUUUCAACUCUGUAACCGUCCUCUCCUAAUCGAUGGAGGGACUAAGAGCUUCUGGUUGGAGAAAUGGAGUGGAAAGAAAUGUUACAUGUUAGCGGCAAGAGAUCUCUACAUCAUAUGGGGUGAUACACCAUUGUACUGGAGGUGGGAUAGUUCUUCGCGAGCGCGAGAGUCCAGGUUUAGAGAGGUGGCCGAGCUUGUGAGCGUGUGUUGGCUCGAAAUCCGUGGCAAGAUAGACACUUGCAUGCUGUCUCCGGACACAACCUAUGCAGCUUACCUAGUGUUCAAGUCGACAUCGGCCAUGUACGGAUUUGAAUACCAGCCAGUGGAGGGUUGGGUAGCCGUUGGCGGGAAUAAGAGCGAAACAAGAACGGUGUAUUUGGAUCCUGCCCCGGAGGAGAGGCAGCAAUUCCAUAUUGUACUGAGGCAAGCUGGGAUGCUCCGGUAUCCUACUACUGGUAUGGUGGGACGACAAGCUUCCCCGCCUAGGGAAAACCCGCCGUGUAGGGAAAGCAAUGCUCAGUAUCCGAAGGAAAGAGGAGAUGGGUGGUUUGAGAUUGAAUUCGGUGAGCUUUAUAACAAGAGUGGAGAAGAUGGGGAACUUGAACUGUGUUUGCAGGAGGUGAAGAGUGGCAGCUGGAAGAGUGGCCUGAUUCUCGAAGGGAUCGAGAUUAGGCCGAAAGAAGGUAAUUAAAGAGUUUGAAGACAGAUCUAUUUUAAACCGAAGUAUGUGCAUUUCUCGAGCAUUUUAAUGGAACUGCAGCUUAGGUCGGUAACAUCUUGCAUAUGAGGUGUUUGCCGCCGUUUUUCCCCGUUGAUGGAGUUUGUCUUUCCAGUAGAGUCUUGAGUUAUGUUUAAGCUUUAUUAGGAGUUUUUUCUUUUCAAGUGCAAGUGAUAUGAGUGUUGUACCUAUUUAACUGUGUAAUGUUGGUGUUAUGUUAGUGGACUCUUGUUUCUAUAAAUAAAAUAAGAUUCUUUUUUUUGUCGUAAUAAA
Messenger RNA from Cornus florida, 1225 nucleotides. Its product is annotated as F-box protein PP2-B10-like. Gene Ontology annotation, molecular function: protein binding. The coding region runs from base 26 to 925 and encodes 299 amino acids. The transcript is spliced from 3 exons. The record is from RefSeq and is a predicted model, not a curated record. Lineage: Eukaryota; Viridiplantae; Streptophyta; Magnoliopsida; Cornales; Cornaceae.